CGGGACGCACCGUGCGAGUCGGCACGAGCCAUGGCGCUCUCCAUCGCACCGCCCGCGCGAGCCGCUGCGGGAGUCGAAGUGAAACGGUCCAGUCUCAGCGAGGCGGUUGGCAUACCAACUCGUGCCCGUGUGGAUGGAGGAGGUGCUGGCGGCGGGCGAGCAGCUGUCUCGCUGGGCCUUUGGGCAACGCUGCAGGCCAUCGUGGUUGGACGUGCCCGAACGAGGCGUUCCCUGUCUUCGGUUCCGCGUGCCGCAGAAGGAGGAGGUGAAGGCUUCGUCGCCGGGUUCUAUGCGCGAGCACCCGGCAAGAGCUUUAAAUGGGUCUACUUCAUUCGACACUCCGAGGCCUUGGUCAAUGCUGCUGGACGAGUUUUCCCCAAGGAUGACCCACGCAAGAAGGCCGUGCGAAUGGAUAUGAAAUACUUGGACUCACCGCUCUCCGAGAAAGGCUUGUCCCAGGCACAAGAGAUGCGCAUGAAAGCUCCCAAGGUGGAUCUGGUGGUGGCUUCCCCCCUCACUCGAGCCCUACAGACUGCCACCGCUAUCUUUGGUUGCGAUACACCUGGUGGCCCUCCUUUGGUGGCCUUGGAGGCCCUGAGGGAGUUCUGUGGGAAGCAGUUCCAGCCCUGCGACUCGCGCCGGGCGCCGGAGGAGCUGCUUACUGUGUUCCCACACGUGGACUUUGCCAAUGUCCCUCCUGGUGCAGACACGCUGCUUGGACCGGGGAAGGUGGAAACUCCGGAGAGCGCAGAUGCACGGAUUGCCAGGUUUUUUGCCUGGCUACGAGAACAGCCGCCGGGGGGCCUCAGAUCCGACGUCUGGAACUCCCCAUGCAGCAGAACAUCGCAUGCGUGGCACAUUUCCAGAUCCUCAGCCGUAUCUUUGUUCAUUUGAAGGGCUCUGGUCUGGAUUCUGCUUAUGGAGACUUUGCCAACCUCGAGGUGAGAUCUAUUCCGAUUGCUUUCAAUUAAAUUUGAUAGAUUUGAAACAAGGAUGGCCAGGAUGACCAAGAAUCAGACAAGCAAAA
This is a messenger RNA of Durusdinium trenchii, 1027 nucleotides long. Lineage: Eukaryota; Dinophyceae; Suessiales; Symbiodiniaceae. The record is from the annotation of a GenBank genome assembly.